This is a messenger RNA of Polistes canadensis, 2883 nucleotides long. RefSeq names its product pyruvate dehydrogenase phosphatase regulatory subunit, mitochondrial. NCBI's taxonomy places the organism in Eukaryota, Metazoa, Arthropoda, Insecta, Hymenoptera, Vespidae. Gene Ontology annotation, cellular component: mitochondrial matrix; mitochondrion; cytoplasm. The record is from RefSeq and is a predicted model, not a curated record. Gene Ontology annotation, molecular function: oxidoreductase activity; protein binding. Bases 201 to 2798 code for a protein of 865 amino acids. The transcript is spliced from 15 exons.
UAUCACCACUUUCAAUCUUUCAUUAAUUUAUCAUAAUAAUGAAGAAUAAUUCAGAUUCGUUAAUUCUCACAUUAAAAAAGUUUGAACCUUUAUGUCACAGACUAAAAUAAUUUAUAUUCUCCACGUUAUUAGUAAUAAUAAUCAUGAUGCAUAUAACAAUAGCGUUAACUACUGUGUUUACUCUGAAUCCACCAUUAUAGAUGUCGCAAAUAUCUGUUCGAUUAAAGCGUGAUGAUUCUCCUCCGAAAGAAGCACAAGUGGUUAUUUGUGGUGGUGGUGUUAUGGGAGGCGCAGUUGCUUAUCAUUUGUCACUUAUGGGAUUGGGAUCUGAAACCAUUCUUGUAGAAAGCGGCAGAUUAGGAGGUGGUACAACAUGGCAUGCAUCUGGUCUAGUUGGUGCUUUCAAACCAAGUUUAGCGCAGGUGAAAUUGGCUCAAGAUAGUAUAGCGUUAUAUAAACAUUUAGAAGGGAAAGGUCUUUCUACCGGUUGGAAACAAUGUGGUAGUCUUUCUUUGGCGCGUACGAGAGACCGUAUGACUGCAUUUAGACGAAUGAAGGCUCAAUCUGUGUCACGAGAUAUCGAAUGUUAUUUGAUUUCACCAGAAGAAGUCAAGCAAUUGUGUCCAUUAUUACGCAUAGAUGAUCUCAUUGGUGGAUUAUGGAUUCCUGGUGACGGAGUAGGUGAUCCAUAUCAAAUAUGUUUAUCAUUGAUUAAAGAAGCUAAAAGUAAAGGUCUUAGAGUUUAUGAAAAUUGCAAAGUUACUAAGAUCAUUAAUCAAGAUAAUCGUAUUGAAUCAGUUGAAACCACACAUGGAACAAUAAAAUGUUCACAUUUUGUUAAUUGUGCUGGAUUUUGGGCACGCAAUGUAGGAAAACUUAGUGAACCAUAUGUAAAGGUUCCACUUCAUCCGGUGGAGCAUUAUUAUCUGCAUACAAAACCUGUUAAUGGUUUAGAUCCUAUGACACCAGUAAUACGUGACUUAGAUGGUUACAUCUACUUCAGGGAAAACAAUGGUCGUAUAUUAGCAGGUGGAUUUGAACCAGUUGCAAAACCAGCAUUCGAAGAUGGGUCGAUACCUGAGAAUACUAACGAGAGAUUUCUGCCUGAAGAUUGGGAUCAUUUUCAUAUUUUAUUAGAACAAAUGCUUCACAGAAUCCCAAGUUUAGGAAAUGUAAUAUUGGAAAAAUUAUGUAAUGGUCCUGAAGCAUUUUCUCCGGAUUGUAAAUGGAUUGUCGGAGAAGCUCCAGAAAUACGUAAUUAUUAUGUAGCUGCUGGCAUGAAGACUGUUGGUAUAUCAGCUGCUGGUGGAGUUGGUCGUGCUACUGCUGAAUUAAUAGUCAAUGGAUCAACUUCGUUAGACAUGUAUGAAUUAGACGUUUCACGUUUUCUUGGUUUACACAAUAAUCGUAAAUUUUUACGUGAUCGAGUAAGGGAAGUACCUGGAAUGCAUUAUGCGUUGCAAUAUCCUCAUCACGAAUUUAAAACUGGAAGAAAUUUAAGAAUGUCACCAAUUUAUCCUAAGCUCAAAGAAGCUGGUGCUGUUUUCGGUCAAGUGAUGGGAUACGAACGACCAUCCUGGUUUCAACCUCUCAAUGAAAAUGAUUUAGAUUCGACCGAUAUAUUCCAGAAAUGUAAACUGGCAUAUACGAAUACAUUUAGCAAACCACCAUGGUUCGAACGUGUCAGUUUGGAGUAUGCAACUUGUCGAGAAUCAAUCGGGCUCAGCGACUAUUCAUCUUUUACUAAAAUCGACUUAUGGUCUAAUGGCAUGGAGGUAGUAGAUUUAUUGCAAUAUUUAUGUUCAAACGACGUUGAUGUAGCUGUGGGCAGUAUCAUCCACACUGGAAUGCAAAAUUAUCGUGGUGGUUAUGAAAAUGAUUGCAGCUUAGCACGUAUUGCACCAAAUCACUAUAUGAUGAUUGCACCGACUAUCCAACAAACACGAUGUAAGUACUGGAUUAGUAGGCAUUUACCAUCAGACGGCUCUGUUGCUGUAUCUGAUGUAACAUCGGCGUACACUGCUAUUUGUAUCAUGGGACCUGCUACAAGACAAUUGUUGAGUGAAUUGACUGACACUGAUCUGAAUCCUAAGAAUUUCCCAUUUUUUACAUUCAAAGAGUUAGACGUCGGCCUUGCUAAUGGAAUUCGUACAAUGAACUUAACACAUACUGGAGAAUUAGGCUACGUUUUGUAUAUACCAAACGAAUUUGCCCUACACGUUUACACGAGAUUAAUAGAAGCCGGUGAAAAAUAUGGAAUAAAACAUGCCGGUUAUUAUGCGACACGAGCGUUAAGAGUUGAAAAAUUUUACGCGUUUUGGGGUCAAGAUUUAGAUACUUUUACUACUCCUCUUGAAUGUGGUCGUGCAUGGAGAGUGAAAUUUGAUAAAGGAGUUAAUUUCAUAGGGAGAGAUGCACUUUUGAAACAACGCGAAGAAGGAGUUAAACGUAAAUACGUUCAAUUAUUGUUGAAUGAUCAUGAUCUUGAAUUUGAUACAUGGUGUUGGGGUGGCGAACCGAUAUAUCGAAAUGGAAAAUAUUGUGGUAUGACAACUACUACGGGUUACGGUUUUACAUUUAGAAAACAGGUUUGUCUUGGAUUUGUACAAAACUUUGAUUCAAAAGGUCAGCCACAAGAAGUAACAAACGAAUACAUAUUGUCAGGAGAUUACGAAGUGGAUGUUGCAGGAAUAAAGUUUCACGCAAAAUGCCACUUGCACAGUCCAAAUUUACCGACUAAGUUUCCUGAUAAGGAAAGAGACGCGUAUCACGCGACGCGUGAUCAUCAAACUUUGUAAUUUCUUGUAAGCGUAAGCCUUCGAUUUUCUGUACAAACAAUGUAUGUAGAAAGUUUAAUAAAUUAUUUAAUAAGUCUCAUAUUCA